CCUGGAGCUGCAUGAAAUGGAAGGGGUUUAUGUUCUUGCUUGCCUGGCAGGAAAAUCAUCCCAGCUCAGUGCAGCAAAAUGGACACUGGGGUCCAGUGCUCUUGGAAGGAAUGAAACAGGCAUGGUUCAGAAACUCGACCAGAAGCUGCCUGUAGCCAACGAGUAUCUGCUGCUGUCAGGCGGCGUGCGGGAAGGUGUGGUGGACAUUGACCUCGAUGAGCUGAAUGUUUAUGCCCGGGGCACAGACUAUGACAUGGACUUCACCCUGCUGGUGCCCGCGCUGAAGCUGCACGACCGCAACCAGCCGGUCACGCUGGACAUGCGCCACUCGGCCCUGUGCCACUCCUGGCUGAGCCUGCGCCUGUUCGACGAAGGAACCAUCAGCAAAUGGAAGGACUGCUGCACCAUCGUGGACCAUAUCAAUGGAGCUACCAAUUACUUCUUCUCCCCAACAAAAGUCGCAGACUGGUUCUAUGAAUCCAUUAGCAUUGUCCUCUCUGAGAUCCAGAAAAAGCCCCAACGAGGGAUGCCAAAGGUGGAGAAGGUAGAAAAGAAUGGGACUAUCAUAUCCAUUAUUUUGGGAGUGGGCAGCAGCCGCAUGCUGUAUGACAUUGUCCCCGUGGUGUCCUUCAAAGGCUGGCCAGCCGUGGCACAGAGCUGGUUGAUGGAGAACCACUUCUGGGAUGGGAAGAUCACGGAAGAGGAGGUCAUAAGUGGGUUUUAUUUAGUGCCUGCGUGUUCCUACAAGGGGAAGAAGGACAAUGAGUGGAGGCUGUCGUUUGCCAGGAGUGAAGUGCAGCUGAAAAAGUGUAUCUCCAGCAGCCUCAUGCAAGCCUACCAGGCCUGCAAAGCCAUCAUCAUCAAACUGCUGUCCCGCCCCAAAGCCAUUAGUCCAUAUCACCUGCGGAGCAUGAUGCUGUGGGCUUGUGACAGGCUGCCAGCCAGCUACCUGGCCCAGGAGGAUUACGCAGCCCAUUUCCUCCUGGGUCUCAUUGAUGACCUCCAGCACUGCUUGGUCAACAAGAUGUGCCCUAACUACUUCAUCCCGCAGUGCAACAUGCUGGAGCACCUCUCCGAAGACACCGUCAUGCUCCACGCGCGGAAGCUGUCCUCGGUGCGCUCCGACCCUGCCGAGCACCUCCGAACUGCCAUCGAACACGUCAAAGCAGCCAACAGGCUCACCCUGGAGCUCCAGCGGCGGGGCAGCACCACCAGCAUCCCCUCCCCACAGUCGGAUGGCGGGGACCCCAACCAGCCUGAUGACCGAUUAGCCAAAAAGUUGCAACAGCUAGUGACUGAGAACCCCGGGAAGUCCAUCUCUGUCUUCAUUAAUCCAGAUGAUGUCACAAGGCCCCACUUCAGAAUUGAUGAUAAAUUUUUCUGAGCUUUCGUCAGUGUUUCUCGGGAUUUUUAUUUGUUUCGUUUUUUAAAACUCUUGCAGUGUGCAGGUUUUUUCAUUUGUUUUUCCUGGAUGACUUAGUCUCUUGAUUUUUACAUAUCCAGCAUAGAUUGGAUCUGUUGAGAACAAUCUGAAUAAAUUAUAAAUCCUGGUUCUGCAGGACGGUGCAGAUUUUGGAACAGUAUAUUACUAUUUCAUAUGCUGCUUUGGAUUUUUUCACCCACCCUGCCCCAUUGUCUGUGAGUAGUUUCUAAAGGAGGACACGCAUCGUAAACACAAGCCACAGUGUAAUGUAGGGUUUUUUUCCCAAGCUUCCAUAAUUUAUGUACAUUGUUGGGCUGGGAGAAAGACAAUUCACCUUCCGUUGCUUCAGAAAUUCACUUCUUUUUCAUGAGCUUCCAUCACCCUAAAGAAAUGAGGAGAGACUGGGUUGGAAAGCACUACUGGUAAUUUGACAAGGCCAAAUCUACUGGGUUGAAGCCCAGUUCAUCUGUUCUUCACAUUUCUGAUACUAGGGGAGAAAGCUGACUUUAAAGAUGAUGAUGUAGCUUUUUGGGGAAAGAGUUGUUUCUGUUUUGAUCUACUUUUUGAAUGUAAUUGUUCAUUAAUUGGACCUUGUACAGUCCAGAGGGUUGUUUCUGCUGCUUUUCCAUGCGGAAUAAGGUUAUGGAAUGUUAGUUUUAGUGUGUGUAAUUAUUCAAAGCCUUAUUUAAAUUCUAUUAAAGAACAUACCAUUUUAAAUGUAAUUGCACUAAUGAAAUCUCUGCCAUUACCUCA
Cyanistes caeruleus (blue tit) is the source of this 2176-nucleotide messenger RNA. It is a transcript of the gene MB21D2, whose product is annotated as Mab-21 domain containing 2. NCBI's taxonomy places the organism in Eukaryota, Metazoa, Chordata, Aves, Passeriformes, Paridae. The record is from RefSeq and is a predicted model, not a curated record.